AGCAGUUCACCGUGCUGUGGAUCCUGUUCGCCAGCAUCGUGCUGGGCAACGCCGCCGUGCUCGUCGCGCUGCUCGUCAACAAGGCGCGCAAGUCGCGCAUGAACUUCUUUAUCAUGCACCUCGCGCUCGCCGACCUCUCCGUGGGCGUCAUCAGCGUCUUGACUGACAUUGUGUGGAGGAUGACCGUCUCGUGGAAUGCUGGCAACGCUGCCUGCAAAAUCAUUCGGUUCCUGCAGGUGGUGGUGACGUACUCCUCCACAUACGUGUUGGUGGCCCUCAGCAUAGAUCGCUACGACGCCAUCACACAUCCGAUGAACUUCUCUGGCAGCUGGCGCAGAGCCAGACUCCUUGUGCUGUCUGCGUGGCUGUUGUCUUUUCUCUUUUCUGUGCCCAUCAUCAUCUUCUACGAGGAGAAGACAAUCCAAGGCCACCCUCAGUGCUGGAUCGACUUCCAGGAGCGCUGGCAGUGGCGGCUGUACAUGACGCUGGUGACCACCACGCUGUUCGUGCUGCCCGCGCUCAUCAUCACCGCCUGCUACACCGUCAUCGUGCUCACCAUCUGGAGCAAGAGCAAAGUCCUCACGCCGCCCAGCCGCCUCAAGAAUGGGGACCACAGAUCUGGCGAUGAUCACGACUCCAGGCGUGCCAGCUCCAGGGGUCUCAUACCAAAGGCUAAAAUCAAGACUGUCAAGAUGACUUUCGUCAUCGUGUUCGUGUUCAUCCUGUGCUGGAGCCCGUACAUCGUGUUCGACCUGCUGCAAGUAUAUGACCACGUGCCGACGACGCAGACCAACAUCGCCGUGGCGUCCUUCAUCCAGAGCCUGGCGCCGCUCAACUCGGCCGCCAACCCGCUCAUCUACUGCCUCUUCUCCACGCACAUCUGCCGCAGUCUCAGGAGGAUGCCGCCGUUCUCGUGGCUGAGCUGCCUGCGGCAGCAGGCCCGCAGCACCACGAGCACCAACACGAGCAGCACGGCAGACACGCUGACCAGCUCUGCGCCCGCGCCGCGCCACCGCGCCGCCGGCUCGCUGCGCCAGCUCAACAGCGUGCACUUCUCGUCCGUGCUCUAGCUGCACGAGUACGGCGCCCAGCCGGCCACCGCCGGCGCUCCCCAGCACGCGAGGCGCUCCAUCAACAGGGUGCACUUCUGAGGGCGCCUACCUCGCCGCGAGCAGGCUUGGCACCUUUCGUGACGCCUCUGAGUAACUUCGCACACUGGGCAAUGAAUUUCGGGUCGCAAGAGCAGCGAACACGAGCUGGGUCACAGAUUUCACUCAUCUUUCACACUAUCGUAUACAGGGUGAACGUUAAUAAAGCUGACAAACUGCACGAACGAGUCCCAGACUGGAAGUAGAGGACAAAAGGACCCGUGAACGUUUACCCGGAAAUGCAUCAUUGCCAUGGUGGUGUGGCUGGGACCUCCCUUCGGGCAGACUGUUUAUCUGGUGCAAGUCUUUCGAGUUGACACCACUUCGGCGACUUGCGUGUCGAUGGGGAUGAUAUGAUGAUGAUAAGGACAGCAUAACACCCAGUCCCUGAGUGGAGAAAAUCUCAGACCCAGCCGGGAAUCGAACUCCGGCCGUUGGGUAUGACAUUCCGUCACGCUGACCACUCAGCUACCAGGGGCAGUUAGUCCUUGCCACGGUAAUUGCCGCUGACAAAUGAAAGUUCCUCUGACCACCUGCCAUUUGUUCCUUAUGUAGGCUGUGUGAACGAUUCAACAUGCUGUAAUCUGUUGAAUGUUGGUAACAAGCCGGGAGGGUGUUUGUAUGCCGCCAAGCAGAUGGAGACGGUCGAGAGGCACUCGACUAUACCCUCACAGACACCAACCACAUCAAAUAACAUUUCAAACCUUUUUUGGGCGUUUAUGUGGCCAUGAGUCCUUUCAGACAGACGAACGUGCAGGGAGGCGGUGGACUGUGCGUACACGAGGUUUAGAGGACUGGGUACCACAGGACAUUGAGACGAACCCUAGCACAAGCUUCAAAUCUGGUGUACGGGCAGUUCGCUUUCUCCCUGCUCGUUCAUCUGCCUGAAAUGCACAAAAGAUCCAAAAAAGGGUUUGAAAAGUUGUGUUAUGUGGUUGGUGUCUGUGAGGGUACUUGUAUUGGUUUAGCCCAUGCUGCCUCUCGACCGUGUCCACCUGCUGGACCGUACACAAACACCCUGUCGGCUUGUUCCCGACACGAAUACCAACCAUACUGCUGCCUACAGUACGCUACAUCAAUCAAACAGCCUGCAAUACAAGGAACACUCAGCAUAUGGUCAAGGGAACUUUCACCCAUCAGCACAUCUACCAUAGCAACAAUGCAUUUCUAGAUGCAUGUUCUUUGGAUCUUUUUUCCUCCAUUUCCAGUUAGUAAUCCAUUCCUGCAGUUUGUCGGUUUUACUAGAGCGCACCCUGUAAGUAAGUAAUGCUGAUCUAGUACACAAACGAAGAGGGUGUAGGUGUGUUCUGCCAGAGGAUGGUAGAUCAGGGUAUCAUAAGCUGUUCGAAGACAGUACAAUCCCUUUAUUACUACAAUAAUUCGAAUGAUAAACUCAAGCCCAAAUCUGGAGCAGCUGGAAGAUGGGCCUCGACACCCAGUCCACAGAGCAAAGUGUUGUAAUAGGUCAAUGCAGUCGGGACGUGGAGCGACCUUGAGUAGUCAACCUCCCUGGCGAGUGACCGAGCUACGUCAGGAUUGAUGUGGUACACUGACACAGCCCUACAACACGAAGUAAUAGAUGGAUCGCUGGCGACAACGCGCUGGCAGGUCCCUCAUUGGCUCUGUGGCUGGAAGACAUAGGGGGAGAGGUGGUGGUGGAGAGGGGUUACAUCCUCGGCCCAUCAGUGGGUGGCUGGACCCUCUGGCCUGCAGUUCUGUCAAGAGGAGAGUGGAGCAGCCUCAUGGCAGAAGCUGACAGUGUGAAAGGCGAUGCCCCGCCGAUUAGACGAUCUGCAAGGCCAGACGACCAGUAUUUAUACAUGUCAAACUGUCUUUACUAUGAUGUCACUCCGGCAAAUGUUAAAUAAGCUACUCGCCAAAGUGUCCCUCGUUACGAUCUUUUUCGGGGAACCAGCGUUCAGAAGGUGCUGUGGUAGUGUAUUGUUGCAACCGGCUCUCUUUACAGUGUCAAACCCUCUUGCUCAGGCCCAUGCGGAAUAGUUUUCGGGGUUCGGUCAUAGUUUGUUACUGCCCCCCCCCCCC
Messenger RNA from Schistocerca gregaria, 3191 nucleotides. RefSeq names its product cardioacceleratory peptide receptor-like. The record is from RefSeq and is a predicted model, not a curated record. Lineage: Eukaryota; Metazoa; Arthropoda; Insecta; Orthoptera; Acrididae. Bases 99 to 1070 code for a protein of 323 amino acids. The transcript has 8 exons. Gene Ontology annotation, biological process: G protein-coupled receptor signaling pathway. Gene Ontology annotation, cellular component: membrane. Gene Ontology annotation, molecular function: vasopressin receptor activity.